Messenger RNA from Penicillium canescens, 2802 nucleotides. RefSeq lists its product as uncharacterized. Bases 1 to 2802 code for a protein of 933 amino acids. NCBI's taxonomy places the organism in Eukaryota, Fungi, Ascomycota, Eurotiomycetes, Eurotiales, Aspergillaceae. The record is from RefSeq and is a predicted model, not a curated record. The transcript has a single exon.
AUGGCUCCUUUCUUUCCAUUUCGGCGCAAAAAGCCGAGCGUGGUCGAGAUCGAGGAAGCUGAAGAGAAUCUCAGGCAUCGAUACAAUGGCCACCGGCAUUGGGCCUCUGGGAAACGGUUCCAGCGUCCUUUUAUCAGCCCGGAAAGCCUAACAGAGCGCAGGCUGGAGCUUGAAGAUCCCAAACACAGCUACGGAAAGCAGAGUUAUCUCAAUCCCAACAGGGAGAACGACCAUAAGAAGUACAUCGAUCUAGACACGUACUACAGCACCAACAAAUCAUUCCCCCGUCGACUUAUCGUGCAGGCGACUCCAGAGGUCUACGCAGAGACUGAUAAUUACCCCCGUCACUGGGGCCGAAGCCGCAUCCAUGGCAAGGUGCCUUUUAUAAUCUCCCUGUCCGAACUCUGCUUGAAUCCGUUUGGGUUUCGCCGAUACGAGGGCGUUCCAGAUGAAGAAGAUGACGGGGAUGGGCCGAGGCAGGCCCGAAAGGAGAACAGGAUAUUAACAAUCCUCAAAGGCCUUCUGCAUUGGAUCACAUCGACUGCGCUCACCUUGUCACUGGCAUGGAUUAUUCAACUCAUGAUCUCUGUUGAAAUUGUUACCUCCCCGUGGAAUGACGACGGCUCGGCUGAGCCUUACGAGGAAUACCAAAAUGUUCACUGGUAUUGGCCCAAGCAUGCGAUCAAUGUGCUCGAUCAGUCUCCGGCAAAUAAUCACCCCCAGUCAACAGUUGCCAAACUUACGGUUCCUCGUAGCUUGGUGGUCAGAGAUGAGGUAUCCGGUGCAUGGGUAUCCAAGAACACCAAGGACCUGCGCGACAAGAAGACGGGUAUGCUGCCAUCAUACAUCUUUCUAAGUUUUUCGCGCGCCAAUUUCGUCGGCACGGAUGAAGUCAAAUUGAGAGAGAUCCUCUACUCGGUGGCCGAACGCAUGCUUGAACACGAGAAUGUACACAGAGAUCCGCAAACGCCUUCUCUUGAAGCAUUCUGGGUGGAUGUCGAUUGCGUCUCAGGCAUCACAGACAUACCAGCCGGAGCCAACGAGUCGCCAAAGACUCAAGAUGUCAACUCGAUUUGUGAUGCGGUACGCUGUGCGCAUCGAGUAUACAUUGUCCUACCCAGUGACAGUGUAUCUGCCAGACAAACAUGGGGGAGCCGGAUAUGGACACUGCCAGAAGUCCUUCUUGCUGCAAACAAAACCCGAUAUUGCUUCACGGAGUCUACUGAUAUUGAUCUGCUCGCCCCGCAUGAUGUUUCAUUGAACGACAUGUAUGAAAGUUUUUGGAAGCCACCCACAAACGACGAGCAGGUGGAACACGAAGAUGCGAUAGGCCACCUCAUAAGCCACUAUACCAACACGAUAAAACUUAGCGAGCUUCAACUAUUCACCUUUGCAGUCCAGGUUAUGGCGAAGCUAUCCCAGGGUAGGGAUGUCGAGGGGUAUACGACUAGAGACAUGGCCUAUGCCGCUAUGGGUCUGCUGUCGUAUCGGAUCACACCUUGCGAUGACGACAAUACCUUCCAGGCUAUUGCACGGCUAUCUCUUGUGAAUGAUAGCAACCAACUCCUCGAGCGUCUCGUUUGUCUAUGGCCGAACCCGGAAAAGAACCCGCGACCUUUGCAGGCACAGCAAGACUACGCUUCAGCCGGUAGUGAGACGCUUCUUUGCAAUAUUGCCGAUCGGGAUCAAUACUUGACUCAUUUGUGGGAUAUUCAUCCUAUCUGUGAUGUCGUUGGUAUUGGCGACGACUCAUACGAACCCACGAUCAUCAUGGACCGUUGCAAGGGUAUUCCCAUCCGCUGGAAGGAUUUCCCAAGGCUGAGAUACGCCAAAGAAAUCAAAGGUCUCGGCGCAACAGCAUCGCAAUCAAUUGUCUAUUUUGGCGCCUGGGCUCUGGCGACUGGCUUCGGUCUCUUCUCGACUGCUAUGGCCCUUGCGGUUGCACUUUCUACUGGGGGCAAGACAGGAGAGCAGGCAUCUAACACGGAAGCAAAUGACGGCUUCACAAACGCACAGCUUGAAAAUUUGAGGACUGAGAUUAUACCCAACUAUUUGGUGGCAAUUGGUAUAUUUUUUGCUCUGGCGUGGAUCAUCUCCUGGUUCGCUCCGUGGGCGGUACGACAGCUUUGCAAUGAAGGCACUAAGGGAACAUCAAGCCAUCUCGUCGGAUUCGAAGGCACCAUGUCGCUACAUGAUCUGGAAAAGGCGAUGUACGGAAACUAUAACCACCGCCUGUUAUACGCAGCCUCGUCGACAGUCUUCUCGGGAACUAUGCCCAAAUCCAACAUCCGUGUUGGCAGGGAGCCACUGGAUCCGGGCCAUUGGAAGAAAGAGAUGAAACGACUCGGCUUCCCUGGCUCGUAUCGCCUCUUUACGAUCGUUGACACGGGUAGUAUGACCGUGUCCGUGAUUGCCGCUGAACGACCACCCGUCGUAGCCUUGAUCUGUGGCCGGGAAGGUGGCAUGCUCCGUGUCCUUCUUUGCAGCUGGCGCUUUGAGCGGAACUGUCUGUACCGCGAGUGUGUUGUGCGUAUGCGCAGCUCGCUGGAGGAACAGGCUACUUAUAAUGAUUGGCUGAAGAUCAGCUUGGCUAGUCAGGGUGAUGUUGCCCGUACUCGUGUCAGUCAUCUUCAGUAUCUUCGGCAGAAACAAAUCGAUGAGGAAAAGGCCCGGCUCAACGAGGAGAAGGUUAGGCAGCGGAAGCCUGUCUCUGAAGAAAGUACCUCGAGCACUUUGAAAGGCCCGCCUUCGCCUCGUGUCUCUCUUUUUCGGCUGGUGAUCAGGAACGCUUGGAUCGUGUAG